This is a messenger RNA of Apiotrichum porosum, 4044 nucleotides long. RefSeq lists its product as uncharacterized. NCBI's taxonomy places the organism in Eukaryota, Fungi, Basidiomycota, Tremellomycetes, Trichosporonales, Trichosporonaceae. The record is from RefSeq and is a predicted model, not a curated record. Gene Ontology annotation, molecular function: protein binding. The transcript has 4 exons. Bases 1 to 4044 code for a protein of 1347 amino acids.
AUGGCCCCAAAGUUCGGGGCGACCAAGUUCCGCAAUGCGGUCCCUACGGUCCCGCACCGGGACGCAUGGUACCGUACCGGUCUGUCGAGUCUCGCCAGCGACGCACCUUCCAACACGUCGGCGUUCUCCAGCGUCCUCAAGACCAACCGCGAAAGCGUCCUCACCCUCACGCCUGGCGGAGAGGCCAGUGUCCGCUCGUACUCGGCCAAUGGCGAGAAUGAGUCUGCGGUUUGGAGCGGCAAGAUUGGAAACAACGUGGCCGACUGGGACGUUAGCAGGCUCGAGGAUGGCGGCAUUGUCGUCUCAUACUACACUGUCGAUGGAGUGGCCGCGCCUACCAAGAGGCAUUCCUUCCAGGCGGCAGGACGCGUCUCCAACAUUUCGCUGCACCCCACCACACCCGGCCUCGCGCUGGUGACUUCGACCUCCCCUGUCGUCGCCAUCUACGACGUCGCGGCUUCGACUCCCGCAAUCACGCUUAAGACCACCGGCGAUGUGGCCCUCUGGGCGGCCACAUGGAGUGCCGAUGGUCGUCUCGUGGGUGGUGUCGGCAAAAAGGGCCAGGCGUACAUCUGGGACGCGCGUGCCGGUUCCGACGCCGUGCAGACCAAGGACGUCUCCAUGCAGCCGCUCAAGCCUGCCCGUGUGGCAUUCGUCGGCGGUGACCUGUUCGUCACCUCGUUCUCUCGCACGAGGUCAAGGCAAUACUCUCUCCUCUCCGCUUCGGCAGGCCUGAGUGCCACCUUCAUUGCCAGCGUGGACAACAGCCAAGGCCCGCUCGUUCCUCUCGUCGACGAGGAGCGCGGGAUUGUGUACACGAUCGGUCGCGGAGACAUGCGUCUCCGCCAGAUUGAGCUCACUGGUUCUCUGGGAUACCAAGAGGUCCCGCACGUCCUCCCUUCUCAGGUCACGAGCGGCAGUAUUGCCCUCUCCCACUGGUCCACGUUGCCCGUCAUGGAGGCUCAGGUGGCCACGGUCCUCCUGCCGACGCAGGACAAGGACGGCGAGGCCAUCCUCCCGCUCGCUAUCAAGGUUCCCCGUCGUCAGCUCAUCGACUACCACGGUGACCUCUACCCCGAUGUGGUUGGCAGUGUGCCCGAGCAGACUGUUGCAGACUGGUUCAAGGGUGGUGAUAAUGCUCCGCUGCCAGUCAGCCUGGACCCGGAACGUCGCGAUGCCUGGCAGAAGGUCGUCGAGGAAGGUAAGCAGAAGCUUGCCUCUGGCGUUCCGGCCGCUGCAGUCGCGGUUGCUGCACCCGUUUCGACUCCGGCACCAGCUGCUCCGGCGCCAGCACCCGCCGCGGCUUCGGUCCCCACCCCUCCUCCCGUGACAAAGGCGGUCGAGCCUGUCACUCCUCCUUCUGCCACCCCUCCUCGGGCCGGCACGCCAGCUUCAGUUCCCGCCAAGGCCCCUCCACCUUCCCUCCCGGCAUCCGUCACCAGCGGUGUGCCGCCUCUCGAGCCUGGAGAGUCUUACGCUUCGACCUCGUACAAGAUUCGCAACAUUGGCGAACGCGUGCUUGGCUACCACAAGGAGCACGUCGCGAAGGGUAUCAAGGGCCCACUCAUGGUCGGUCUGCAAGGCCCCCAGGGCUGUGGUAAGACCACGCUGUGCGACGCCUUCCUCGACUGGCUGCGUACUGAGGGCCUGCGUGUGGCAGUCCUCUCUCUUGACGGUGAGCUCAAAAAGUCCUCGGUAUUAGCUUACAUUCCAGACCUGUACCGUACCCACGCCGGCUUGAAACAGGUCGCUUCGGACCACCCAAACAACUCGCUGCUGUCUGGCCGUGGUCCUCCCGGCACACACGACGUUGAUCUUGCAACCACCAUCCUCGAGGCUGUCAAGAACAUCAACAGCGGCCACGUCGACUUGCCGGUCUUUGACAAGUCGCUGUGCAACGGCGAGGGUGACCGUAGCGAGAAGACUGUUCCCGUUGACGGGCCUCUCGACAUCUUCCUGCUUGAAGGCUGGUCGUUUGGCUUUGCCCCAGUCACCCUUGCCGAGCUGGAGGCACGCUAUGCCGCCAAGGACGGCAAGUACUUCCCCCAACACUCUCUCGCCUCGCUCGAGGAGCUCAACGACUACCUUGCCACAUUUGCUGCCAAGGUAUACCCCUACUUCUCUGCUCUAGUCCAGGUCGAGCCCACCACCUACGAGUACGUCUUCCGCUGGCGUCUGCAGCAGGAGCACGCCAUGAAGGCUGCCAAUGGAGGCAAUGGCAUGACCGACGACCAGGUGCACCAGUUUGUGGAGCGCUACAUGCCUGCGUACGAGCUUUGGGCCCCUGGUGUGCUCAACUCUGAUGCGCCUUGGGCGGGUCACGUCGUGCGCCUCGGGUUUGGCGAGGAUCGUGAGAUCUUGUCUUUCGAGACCCCCGAGUCGAGGAAGGCGACGACCCCCGCUCCCAAGACCCAGAAUGCCUCAGAGCCGGCACCUGUGGCCAAGGCGGAGCCUGUUGCUGUCGCCUCACCUGUUGCGGCUGCCCCUCUUGCUGCUGCUCCUGUCACUGCUGCCCCUGUCGAUGCUGCUCCUGCUGUGUCGGCCCCAGCUGCCAUCCCGAAGUCUGAGCCCACUCCCAAGGCCCCUGCACCCGUGGAGAUCGCCACGCCAGCACCCACCACUCCCGCUGCCACCUCCGCUGCAGCACCCAGUGGGGAUCGCUACAACCCUGGUUGGUCGCGCAAGUAUGUGGCUGGCAAGUCGCCUCUCAACCCCACAUACGACCAGGUCCCCGCCGUCGUGACGCUGCACCAGGACAGUGUGGUCCUGCGCACCACUCCUCAUCUGGCACUGUUCCCAAUUCAAGGACCCGGCGGUCGUAUCUGCGUUCACCCGCUGUCCAAGAAGGGCCGUCUGCCUGUCGGUGGCGUAGGCUACUUGUCCGGCGGUGUCGGCCUUGCAGACUUUGCCGCUGACCCGUUCGGCAGCGGUGUCGUGUUGGCUGGUGAGGACGGCGUCUUGCGUGUUUGGAGCGUGGGUCCUGAGGGUGUUGAGGGUCCUGGUCCAGAGCCUGAGAAGACUGUUCGAGGCCACCAUGUGGACAAGAUUUCCCAGAUUGCGUUCCACCCCACUGCCAAGGAUCUGCUCGUGGCCGCCACCAACGAUCUCGGCAAGGCGUCGCUGCGCUUCUUUGACCUCGAGGCGGGCACUGAGGCGAAACAGGUUACCUUGGACAUCCAAGGCAUCACUGGGUUUGCCAUCGCUCCCGCUGGUGGCCGGAUUGCUGUGGCCACCAAGGACAGCAAGGUCGCUGUCCUCGACCCUCGUGACCCCUCGACCAUGGUCGUGGGCAAGGCGCACGACUCGCCGCGUGGCUGUCAGCUGGCCUGGGUUGACGAGACGCACUUCCUGUCCAUUGGGUUCGGACGCGGCUCGAUGCGCAAGAUCAACCUGUACGCCAUUGGCAACGGCGAGAUCACGACCGAGGCCACUCAGACCAUUGAUGUGUCCCCCGGUGUCCUCUUCCCUGUGUACGAUGUCGACACCAACAUUCUGUAUGUUUGGGGCAAGGGUGAGCGCGCGAUCCAGGCGUUCGAGGUGCACCCGGGCAAGCAGGAGGCUAUUGCCAAGCUCCCGGCAUACACGGGAAGCAGCCCGCAGCUUGCCGUCUCCUUCCUCGCCAAGCCCGGCGUCGAUGUGCGCAAGGUUGAGGUGGCAAAGUGCCUGCGCUUGACGUCGAAGAGCAUUGAGGAAGUCUCCUUUAGCAUCCCUCGCAACAAGCCUGCGUUCUUCCAGGACGACAUUUACGUGCCCACUGUCGAGAUCGCUGCUACCACGACGGCAAGCAAGUGGCUGGCGGGCGACAAUGCCUCGCCUCGUUAUGUCGACCUCAAGCCUGCGGACAUGGAGCUCCUCUCCCAAGCCCCCGCCACCACGAGCGCGGCAAGGACAAAGUUUGUGCCUGCCGCCAAUGUCAUGAGCGAGGAGGAGAAGAAACGCAAGGAGAUGGACGACCUGUUCCAGCGUGCCAAGGCCGACUUGAGCAGUGACGACGAGGACGAGCCCCCGCGUAGCGGUCUUCCGCCUCCGGACGACGACUGGUGA